This is a messenger RNA of Selaginella moellendorffii, 1297 nucleotides long. Its product is annotated as sedoheptulose-1,7-bisphosphatase, chloroplastic. Gene Ontology annotation, cellular component: cytoplasm. The coding region runs from base 62 to 1258 and encodes 398 amino acids. The transcript has 8 exons. The record is from RefSeq and is a predicted model, not a curated record. Gene Ontology annotation, molecular function: fructose 1,6-bisphosphate 1-phosphatase activity. NCBI's taxonomy places the organism in Eukaryota, Viridiplantae, Streptophyta, Lycopodiopsida, Selaginellales, Selaginellaceae. Gene Ontology annotation, biological process: fructose metabolic process; fructose 6-phosphate metabolic process; fructose 1,6-bisphosphate metabolic process.
AGCCACGGUCAUUCUAUCCAUCCAAUCGAGCAAGCGAGCGGUGGAGGAUCCUUGAUCGGCAAUGGCGACGAUCGUUGGAGCGACGAGCGCAGCAAGAAUGGCGACCAUGGCAGCGGCCCAGCAGCAAAAUGGGGUCAAUCCAGCGCUCCUCUUUGCGAUUUCCAAUUCAUCCAAGCUCGGCGCGUCGUCCAGCGGAUUCAUGUCUGGCGGGAGCUCCAUUGCGAAUUUCCACGCGACGCUGUCGUCUAGAUCGUCGAGCAGCAGCGGCAGAGGAGUGAGAAUGGGAGCUCCUCGCGCGGAGCUGGGCGAUUCCCUGGAGGAAUUCCUGGCCACAUCCACCAAAGACAAGAGCCUCGCGAGGCUGCUCACUUGCAUGGGAGAGGCCAUCCGUACGAUCUCGUUCAAGGUGAAGACCGCAUCGUGCGGUGCCACGGCGUGCGUCAACACAUUCGGCGACGAGCAGCUGGCCGUCGAUCUCCUCGCCAACAAGCUCCUCUUCGAGGCCUUGAGGUUCUCCCACGUUUGCAAGUACGCUUGCUCCGAGGAAGAUCCUGAGCUCCUCGAUAUGGGAGGACCCGUGGAAGGAGGAUUUAGCGUCGCAUUCGAUCCACUCGAUGGAUCCAGCAUUGUUGACACGAACUUCACCGUGGGAACCAUCUUUGGAGUUUGGCCGGGCGAUAAACUCACCGGGGUCACCGGGAACGAUCAAGUCGCGGCCGCCAUGGGAAUCUACGGCCCUCGCACCACCUACGUCAUGGCAAUCAAGGGCCAUCCGGGCACCCACGAGUUCCUCCUCUUGGACGAUGGGAAGUGGCAACACGUCAAGGAGACAACCUCCAUUGGCGAAGGGAAACUCUUCUCGCCAGGAAACCUUCGAGCAACCUUUGACAAUCCACAGUACGAAAAGCUCAUCAAUUACUACGUCACGGAGAGAUACACGCUGCGGUACACAGGAGGAAUGGUGCCGGACGUAAACCAGAUCAUCGUCAAGGAGAAAGGAGUCUUCACCAACGUUACCUCACCCAGUACCAAGGCCAAGCUCCGGCUGCUCUUCGAGGUAGCGCCGCUCGGCCUCCUCAUCGAAAACGCCGGAGGAUUCAGCAGCGAUGGCCACCAAUCAGUCCUCGACAAGCUCGUUGUCAACACCGACGACAGGACACAGGUCGCCUACGGUUCCAAGGCCGAGAUCAUCCGCUUCGAAGAGACCCUCUACGGAUCCUCCCGGCUAGCAAAAGUUGCCGCCGCCAAACUUGCCUAGCCGCAUUUCCAGAGAACUCAAUGAAGACUUAUUCUCCCA